Molecule: messenger RNA, 9696 nt
Organism: Micropterus salmoides (largemouth bass)
Lineage: Eukaryota; Metazoa; Chordata; Actinopteri; Centrarchiformes; Centrarchidae
Gene: igf2bp1
Product: insulin-like growth factor 2 mRNA binding protein 1
Exons: 15
Coding region: 508-2307 (599 amino acids)
Biological process (GO): nervous system development; regulation of gene expression
Cellular component (GO): cytosol; nucleus; cytoplasm
Molecular function (GO): mRNA 3'-UTR binding
Source: RefSeq, a predicted model, not a curated record
AGAGAGAGGCGGAGAGAGAGGAAAACAUUUUCCCGACCUGAUCCCGCCAUAGUUUUUCCCACCCUUCCACUAUAGACCCAUCGCCAAAUCCACCCAGUACAACCCACCUCCUCCACAGUGCGAUAGAGGCAUUAGGCUGCUGCUUUAUUCGUCUGCCGGGGCCGGCUGCAAGUCAAGGGAUUUCAUUUCUUCUUCUGCUCCACUUAUUCACCUGGAUUUACAACUAAAUUCAACGUUAUCGUCUGUUUUUACACUUCUGAAAUCUCUUUUUUUAAUUUUAGUUUGCUGCCGUAAAUUUGUAUUAUUUUCUAGGUCUUUUUUUAUUUUUUAUUUUUAGAAAUUCUUGCUUCGACCGUGAUUUCCACUUUCAUUUAGUGUGGCAAGACUGACAAUAGCCUAUCUUGUUGCGCUAAUUCAGGAGAUAAACUUUUUGCUGGCUUCAGUUUUUGUUAUUACGGACUUUGAUUUUUUUUUUUCGUUUUUGGACUUGGAAAAACAAUCUCCACCAUGCACAAGCUAUACAUUGGGAAUCUAGGCGACAGCGUGACUGCCGAGGACUUAGGAAAAACCUUUGACGACCACAAGAUCCCAUACUCCGGACAGUUUCUAAUGAAAACCGGCUAUGCGUUUGUGGAUUGUCCUGACGACCAGUGGGCCAUGAAGGCUAUCGAGACGUUUUCUGGUAAAGUGGAGCUUCAAGGGAAACGUAUUGAGGUCGAGCACUCCGUCCCCAAGAAGCAAAGGACCAGGAAACUGCAGAUCAGAAACAUUCCACCUCACCUGCAGUGGGAGGUGCUGGAUGGGCUGCUGGCCCAGUGUGGAACCGUAGAGAACUGUGAGCAAGUGAAUACAGACAGUGAGACUGCAGUGGUUAAUGUCACAUAUGCAUCCCGGGAGCAUGCCAGGCAAGCCAUCCAGAAGCUGAAUGGAUACCAGUUUGAGAACAACGCCCUGCGCGUCUCCUACAUCCCAGACGAGAACACCGAGCUGGAGGGAGGCCAGCGAGGCCCCGAUAACGGCCGGCGCCCUGGUUACGGGCCCAGAGGCGGUCCCCGCGGUGGGUCCCCGAGCUCUGGGAUGCACUCCAAACCUCCGCACGCCGACAUCCCUCUGAGACUGCUGGUACCAACGCAGUACGUCGGGGCCAUCAUCGGCAAGGAGGGAGCCACCAUUCGCAACAUCACCAAGCAGACGCAGAGCAAGAUUGACGUGCAUCGCAAGGAGAAUGCAGGUGCUGCUGAGAAGCCGAUCAGCAUCCACUCCACCCCUGAGGGCUGCUCAUCCGCCUGCCGCAUGAUCCUGGACAUUAUGCACCAGGAGGCUAAAGACACAAAGACUGCUGAUGAGGUUCCUCUAAAGAUUCUGGCUCACAACAACUUUGUUGGACGCCUGAUUGGGAAGGAGGGACGCAACCUGAAAAAAGUUGAACAGGACACAGACACCAAGAUCACCAUCUCCCCUCUUCAGGACCUGACACUGUACAAUCCAGAGAGAACCAUCACAAUCAAAGGCGCUAUUGAAGCCUGCUGUCUGGCCGAGGUGGAGGUCAUGAAGAAGGUCAGAGAGGCCUAUGAGAACGACAUUGCUGCUAUGAAUCAACAGACCCACUUGAUCCCCGGGCUCAACCUGGGUGCGCUGGGCCUCUUCCCCUCCUCCUCCAACAUGCCCCCACCCCCGCCCGGAAACGCAGCCGCUGGUGCCCCCUAUGGUUGCUUUGGGGCUCCAGAGCAGGAGACUGUCCAUGUUUACAUCCCAGCACAGGCAGUGGGAGCCAUCAUUGGAAAGAAAGGACAGCACAUCAAACAGCUGAGCCGCUUCGCUGGGGCCUCCAUCAAGAUCGCCCCAGCUGAAACUCCAGACUCUAAAAUGAGGAUGGUGAUUGUGACAGGUCCCCCUGAGGCUCAGUUUAAGGCUCAGGGCAGAAUCUAUGGCAAACUGAAGGAGGAGAAUUUCUUUGGGCCAAAGGAGGAGGUCAAACUGGAGACUCACAUCAAGAUGGCCGCUGCAGCUGCAGGAAGAGUCAUUGGCAAAGGAGGCAAGACGGUGAAUGAGCUGCAGAACCUUACAGCAGCUGAGGUGGUGGUCCCCAGGGAACAGACACCUGAUGAAAAUGACCAGGUCAUUGUCAAGAUCAAUGGACAUUUCUACGCCAGCCAGUUGGCUCAGAGGAAGAUCCGGGACAUUCUGACCCAGGUCAAACAGCCACAGAAAGGCGGCAUGGGCUCCGGCCCUAACCCCCAGGGCUUCACAGAGAUGGGCAGCCCUACCCAGGGACUGACUCAGGAACACCAGCCGCGCAGGAAGUGAGGGUCCCCGCACCCUCCUCAUCUACCGUGGGCCCCCCCACCCCCCCACCCCCCGCCUGACGGACAGACAGACAGACACAUGCACAGACGGAUAGACAGACGGAUGGACAGAUACAGGAGAGCGACACACGGACCCAGCGAUAGACAGGGAGACAUAUAAAGAGGGAGGGAGUACGCCCGAUAGCCAGAGAGAAAGAUGACAGAAGAUUAUUAAAAUCGAAAGAUGAAAUUAAUAAAAAAAAAAGAGGAUUGAGAUAAAAAGAAACCAGAUGCCAGGCCAGAAGAGAGACUGAUUGAGGAUGGAGGGAUGAAGGAAAGGAGGGAUGGAGAGAGGGAGGGGCGGUCACCUCCUAGCGUGCCUUUGUGGGGCUGCAGCCAGCUCCUCAUCUGCUACAGCUCUAACAGAUCCUGCAUCCGACAGGUUUAAACAAAACGGCCGACUUUACCCUCCUUGUAACGACUGUUGUUGUUUACACCUGUCCACAUGGGUUCAGAGGCUGGCUGGACAGAUCCUUGUUUUCUAAGACACACUAGCAGGGGCCUGUCUGUUCCUCUGUCACCCCCUAGAGACCUCUCCAACCAUCUGCGGUCAGUCCUAUAUUUUAAGGGUGGUUUUUUUAAACAUAGAGAUAUAUGUAUAGAAAUGUUUUAUUCAGAGCUAUUAUUGAUAGAAUGCAGUGAGGCAGAUCCGGGAGAGGGAGCAAGGAAACUGCUGCAGCGGCACUGGGGGAUAGGCCACAGGUCUGGCUUUAGCCACACCCUAACCUCCUAGCCAAUGAGAGUCUAGAAGAGGGGCCGCAGAUGUUAACACUGCUCUUUAAAGACCUCUCUGAAUAGCGGAGAGUUUAGAUGGAAAAAAAAGGAGAAAAUGGAGAGAAUAUGAGGUUGUAAAUAUAUAAUCUUCAUGUAAAUGUUAACAAAUGCUGUGUCUGGCCGCCUUGCCUUUUUUAAAAAAGGGGUCUCCUGUAUAUUUCCCAGUCCCUUGUCUAUGAUAUGUAGCAUAAUGUAACCUACAACAAGGCCGGGGCUGGGGAGCCACUGAGCUCCCCCUUCCACAUUUAGCCGUGUGGCGGAAGGCGCAGCAAGAGACAGUAAGAGGAGCGGAGGUCGCAGCUGGUCCUGCAGUUCUAUUGCAGCGACUUAGCUCACACAUCUGAAACCAUUAUAAAAACAGCCAGCAGCUAUGCUAGCUGGCUAGCGGCCCGCACCUUAAACGGCAUAUUUUAUAUAUAUUAUAUAUAUGAUAUGUGAGUUAGCCCGGCCCCUCCAGUGAAUGUAUUGAAGGCAGCGAGUUGGGUGUGAGGUUUUGCUGCACCUGCAUCAAUAAGUCCUGCAAUGACAGACAGACAAGGUGUGUCUGAGACGUUCUGCUCAUUGCCUUCAAGGCCAGUCUUUGACAGGAUGGCUUUCUCCUCAGAGGAGCUGGGGUCCUUAAGACCAUCCCUGCAUUGUUCAUUUGCACAUCUAGUGCUUGUAUUAAUAAAAAAUGUUUUAAGACUGGCCUUGGCCGAGCGCAGGAACCAAAAAGGCAAAGUCUUCCAAAGCUCCUUGCCUUGAGCUCAGAGAAGGUAAAAUCAGACUGAAGGGAAGCGGCUUCCUCGUUCUCUCUCCCAAUCUGCCAAAGGCCUGUGGGCGGAGCCUCCAGACCCUGUCUGUGUAUGUUGAUGAGGGGCGGGGUCUACGCCGGGACGCUCUUGCCAAGAUUAGAAAAGAUUAGAGAUGAAAUGAAAAAGAAAAAACCUACCUCAGGGUAAAGUUACCUCAGUAUUCCUAACUUUCUUUUGCUUGCUGGUGUUUUAUAUAAGAAGAAAAAAAAAGAAAAGAAGAGCUGAUAGUCCUGAAUAUUUUUUAUUUUUUUAAAGAAAAAGUAUUUUUUUUUAGGUAUUGUCUUGUUGCUUUGGUUAUUUUUUUCUGUUUUUUUUGGUGUGAUGAUGGUUGAAUGAGCUCAGGAUGACGGGGAGGCUGUGUUUUAUUUCCAAAGCAGAGAGAGAUAAAAUACUGAUCUAGAGAGGAAAUGGGGCGAGUGCCAUUUUGCCUUUUUUAGGUGAGGAAACACGCUCUCUGACUUCCUGAAGUGUGAGUGCAACAGCUGUUGUAUGAAACGGAAUAUUGGCCAAUGGGGAGUGGUGUUAACUCGAGAGGGGGUCCUGAAGUGCACACGGUGACCAUACACGCCGCUGGGUGCUGGUUUUACUGAGCCCGCGUCAGCAGAGGGGUUGAUAUUAAUGAUACUUACUGUCAUAAAGACUUACCCAUCCAGACAACCUCCUCCUCACAUCGCACUGUCUCACUGCAACUGCCCAUUGUCAUGGCUACUGGCCCGCCAUGUGCCCUAAAGGACCUCCCUCUCCUGCCUUAUUGUGAUGACAUCAUCAUAAAGCGCCAAACAUUAUGAGAGGGCUUUAAGCGUUCAAGAGGUUUAGUUUCUCACCCCCAAAGAAGACAUGUGAGAGUGAGAUUUUAAGCCAAAUUUCAUCAAAUCCUGUCUUUCUUUACCUUUCUCAUCCGGAGGUUGAGAAUGUCAGACCGGAGUUGUGUUGAACGCAGCAGUAGUGGUUCAUCUACAGCCUAACUGUACAUGGAGACAUAAGAGGGCAUUCUACCUAAACACACACACACACCUGAACUAGCUCUGACUUCUCUGAAUGUGAAUAUUUAUUACCUGUGCAAUGACCACAACACCUCAGAUGCUCCCUGUUGGCUACAUGUGCGCUUGGUAUACGUAUGUUUGUGUGUGUGUGUGUGCGUGUGUGUGAGAAAGUGAAUGCACGUGUGUGUGUCUGGGUUCACUGGUUUUAAAUGUUCAUUUUUGUCAGGGUGAUGUGGUUGGGUGAAACUUUACGAAAAGCAGAAAAAAGUAGGACGAGAACCUAUGGCCCUCCCUCCGCCUGUGUUCCAGCUAACCGAGGAGGGAGAAAUCCAAGAACCUGUGAAAAAAUGGGAGCAAAUAAAGAAAAGCAAGAGAGUUUAAAAACAACAUUAACACAGUUGAGUAAUAGAUUAAAACCUGUAUAUAAGAUGUUAAAAAAAGGUGAUGACGAUACUUUUGUACUUUUGGAGAAAAAAAGCAUAAAAAAUCAGAAUGGGAAAGGCCGUUGAGGGGAAAGAUUGGCCAAGCCAAGUCACUGAAGGACACUGCCAGAUAACUCACAAUCUUUUCAAUGUCUUACCUGUACUUGGCGACAUACAUCGCCAAUCUUCAUCGGCUACCCCACCAGCUCGCCAUCAAACAGGGGAAAGUCUAUUCUAUCAUGUCUAUGCUUCCAUUUUUUUUGUCCAGAGGUGGUAACUUCACAGUUCAACAUGGUUGUUCUUUAAGUUUCCACCUCUUUCCAAACCAUAGAGCUCUGUUCACAACCACCAAGACACGCUAGUUAGGAUUCAUGAUUCAGCCUGCAGCCAUUUGGAUUUUUUUUUUGGGGGGUGGGGGGUGGGGGGGGGGUGUAUUAAGUUUUGACAAUACAGCAAGCUUUAUUUGGACGUGACAUCUGGGGACGUACUGUUGCACUAAUUGAUGAAAUAUGUCGACAACGUCAAACUAUCAGAACGACUGAGAACCUUCUGUAACACCUGAUGCAAUUCUUUAAAGAAAAAGGUGGAGACUGAAGGGAAGAGGAGAAGGCAGGGUGGGAGCGGGGGAGGAAGGAGAAGGAAGGUGGUCAGGUGUCUGGGAUGAGGUGUAGGAAAACAAACCUUCUUCUUCGCCCUCUGUCCUUUCCCAAAAGUAAAAUGCUUUCUCCUUGUUUUUGCCCUUCUGUACUCCGGGAAAAGAGUGAGAAGUUUUUAUUUCCUUUUUAUUAAAAAAAAACUAAAAAGAUCAUUUCAUUUUUGGAGCGGGCGGGAACGUCAGGGUCCCUCGCCCUCUCUUGCGCUGGUCUGCAUCGUGUUCGUUUUGCUCACUUCUGUUCAAGAAGUUUUGGUUAUGUAACUUUUAACCACCGCCAUUUUUUAUUUUUAUUUUUUACAAUUGAUGUUCUGACUCUUUUUGGACAUUGUUGGAUUUCAUCAAGUUUUGGUCUUUUGGUUUUAAAUACAUAAAUCUAUUAACAAAACGGCUACUAAAUACAAUGAACUGCUAACACGUAGCUCAGUACAUGACGGUAACUGUGCCAAACACACAGGAAGGGGCUCAGUCAAAAAUGCAGUAUAGAGCCAUUUGGAGCAAAUAACCUGUAAUACUGAACUCAUAGAAAAGGUCAAAUGUAAGAUAACCUGUGUAGUAUUUCAGAGCAAAUAUUACUACAUUCAAAUGGUAAUAUCUCAUCUUGAAACUGAACUCUUCACGUCUUGUUUUUGUAUGUACAGUAGAGACAAUACAUGCAAAUCAAAGCCUGCAUCCUGAGUAGGACAGAAAUUGUAAGACCUUUCUUAUGUUUCAUCUGGUUUUCCUCUCUGCCACAAGGAAAUCAGAUCUGGAUCAUUUCUGGGGCUCAAACGUGAACCCUCAGUCCUUUUCUUUAUGCAAGCUGAGAGAUAUAUUGAUACGUUGUAUCAGCUAGGACAGAGUCUGGCAGUGUGAGGUGCCACACAGUGUAAAAAAAAUUUAAGUUGCCACGCACUAACAUGUAAGCAUCAAACUUACUGAGACUGAAAAAGGGCCACACCAGUGUAUGUUUUAUCCCAUUUUCUAUAAGUUGCUAUUUAAUCUUUUUGCUGUGUAUUUUCCUACACAAAUCAUAUACAACAUAUUUCCAAACAUACCACCAUAUUUAAAUUUGUGAGUCUUGAUUGGCUUCCUUUCAACUUCACUAUGACUAUGGAAAAAAACGUUGACAAGACAAGUCAGAUCAUGCUUCAGCGUGAACAAGGCUGCAUUAACCUGGGCAACAAUUUGCUGUUGGGGCCCUAAAGGAAACCCCCCUUUCCAAAAACCUGCAUUGAUUGCUAAUUAAAGGUACCCUGUGGAGCUUCCUCCCAAAAACAAAAAAGAAAGUUCAGUGUUUCUCACCCAAAAGUAUUGUGUGUAUCCUUGUGGUCUAAAAAAGUGUUGAAUGCAAUUCUUUCCAAAUUCAAGCAACUUUUAAACCUGCAAUAAUUGAAUUUAUUAGCCACUUGGGGGCAACAAAAAACGAGCCGAUAACAAAACACUGAUGUAAUAUUACCAGGUGAAGUUAGUAAACAGUUACACAUCUAGCCUAUUACCAUUCAGUUGGAGUCGUGUUCCUUAAACCAAGCCAUUACAGCUGAGGUAUCUUAAAAAAAGCAAAAAUGAGCUGAAUAAUGCCAAAAACGCUCCGUAGAGCUGAGGGGAACUGCAGUCAGGUGACACUUGGCUGUGGGCUGAUCACUUCGAAUGACCCUUUCACAUUAGGGCUACACAUGGCCAGUGCUCCAUCAUAAAUGAAAAAAAUUUAUUAGAGCGCCUUUAAGUCUCUGCAGCCUGACUGGUGUAGUGUAGUGAAAUGCAUUGAAAGUAAUGGAAAAGCCCAGAAAUCUAAAACACUAGCACAUGCUUAAAAAUACUCAGUACUAAUAUAAAGUACAUGCAGUAAAUGGGCUAAAACUCACUGGUGUUGUCCCUUUAUUUAAAGAUUGGAAGCAUGGAUAUUCAGAGUUUGGGGUAAACUGUCUUACCCAGCUUCUUGUUUGUGGCAGCAGAGCACAGUAUUGCUUUAUAGACAUUACAACAUGUAGCUCAGCCUUGACGGACGCUAAAUAAAAAUUGACAGACUUCAAGCUAUGGCGAGGACAGUUUGCAAUAAAACACUGCAGACUCCUACUGUCCAUCUGCAGAGACGGGCUCCGAGUCUGACAAAUUUGAAACAAAAUGGAGACCCCGGCAAAGGGACGCCUUACCGGGACGAAACAAACAAACCUCUUGACACAUAACUAGGAACGCUACCUCAAAACGUAAGCAAACUCAGCCAGAAGAUUGUUUCUUUUAUUUUAUUUUAUUAUAUAGUAACAGACAAGAGCAAGUAGUCAGUCGACCAGACAUGCAGACAGAAAGGACAGACAGUCCUAUAUUACUGUCACAAUUUUUUUUCCACUCAACUUUAAUUUAUUUUUCGGUUUUUGAAACGUAACCUCUCCAGCUUAGAGACGGGACUGUAAAAAUAAAUGAGUAAAUAAGAAAAAAUGACAAAAAAAGACAAAAAACCCAAUAUGGACACAUUGUGGUGCGGGGCUGCGUGGGCAGUCGGGACAAGGAUUUUCUUUACGUGUUGGGUAGAGUAUUCAGCAACCUGAUUGGUCCACGUAGGGCCCAAUCAUGAAGAGGUGUUCACUUUUGCUCUGGAAACAGUUUCUCUUUUCCAACCUAACUGUUCAAAGCUGAUUCUACUCAGUCACCUCACUUUGACUCAGAACUAAACACGGCUGUUUUUUGUUUCUUACCUGCCUCCGACCGCUAAAAUUACCCACAAUUUCACCUCCUGAAUCAAGGGGCACAACACCUGUAACCAUGUAAUUGUUUUGUUGAUCUACCUCUUGGGGAAAAAUAGGUAAUUUUUUUUUUUUUUUUGGAAAAAGGACACAAAAAUAACAAAAAAAAAAGUUGCUUGAAAGAAAUAUAGGUAAAUGAAUAACUGGAUAGCGGCAUCACCAUAUACUGUAGUGGAUAGUCAAUUAAAGGAAAAAAACAUUUACUUCUUCCAAAGAUGAUUUUGCUUUAUUUCUCCAUUUUAGUUGUUUUUAAAGGAUUAUGAAAUUGAAUAAUAAUCUUAAAGAAGAGACAAAAACUUACCACCUUUUAUUUUUUUUUAUUUUUUAUUUUUCAAACCCAACAUAAAUGAGAUUUCUUUAUCCAAUUUGCAUUUUGUUUUGUUCAUUUCAUUAAACUUACACUUUUUAACUUCAAAAUAUUCUUCAUGUUUUAUUUUGGUUGACUUCUAAUAUUUUCUCUCUCUUUUUUUUAUGACAGCAGAUUGUAUCUCUUGUGUUUGGGUGCAUUUAGCAUUUUCUUUCUCUUUGUGAAAAGCCUACAUGAGUUAGAGCGCCCUGUGAGGACCUUCUACACUGAUGAAUGAUCUAUUUCCACUUCUGAUGAGUCGUUUGAAAAAGCAAAAGGACCUGUUGUUUUAGCUGACUGUGGAGCUGCAGGUGGGAGGAGGGAGGCCCUGUAUCAUUUCUGUCCUCCUCAUGCUGCUCGGAGCUGGAUUCCACUUGACUAAUCUGAUCUGGGCUCAGCCUUCAUACUGAAAACUAAGCUCUUCAUGCGCUUUGGUCGUGCAUCCAUGACUGUUUGCUCAGAUCCCAGCUACUGAGCUGCAGCGUGAGAAGGGUUGAGUCUUCCUCCUUCCACCAGAUGGCGCCUUUGGUCUUUACAGUAUAUGGACUUUCACCCUCUGCCUGCCUGAUUCCUUUAGUCCUCAUCAACACUUGUUUUAAACUCCUUGUAAACAAAACAGAGCAUAGAUAUGAAUGUGUUAUUAAAAGAUGAGAAAACGGA